AAUUUUUCUGCAUUGCAGAGUAAGAGAUCCAUACUACGUGUUUAAUUUUAAUACCAGAACCGGAGCACCAGAUCAGUAUCAGUUGAAAGUGAUCGUCAGAGGGAGAAAGUAUACAAAUAUACAAAAUGAUGAAGAUGCGAGCGAUCAGAUGUCCUACGGACGAACUGAGUUUGAGAAAUCUUGCUGCUAUCAGUCCGAAUGAUUUUCCAAAAGAUAUAAAAUAUAUCGAGGUUACGACUUUGCCAAACCAGAAUUAUGUAUUUACUGUUGAGACACACAACGACGUGCCUCGUGGAUGUGUUGGAUUCAGUUUACCCCAGAGAAAGUGGGCCGCACUUUCGGUCGAUCAAGAAAUAGACGUACGUCCGUAUCAGUUUGACGCAUCGUCGAAGUCUAACUUCUUAGGUACUAUUGUGCUGGAAGCUGAUUUCCUGCAGAAAACAAAGACAACAACGGAGCCGUAUGACACUGACUUGAUGGUCAAGGAUUUUCUUUUUAAAUUUUCUGGUCAUGCAUUUACAGUGGGACAGCAAUUGGCGUUUCAAUUUGGCGACAAAAAAAUGCUAGGACUGGUGGUAAAGGAUCUGGAGGCACUUGAUGUCACAGCUAUUGAGCAAGGACAGAAAUCUAAGCCCAUCAAAACGAGGAUGGGUCGGUGUCUUGGUGACACGGUGAUUCAAUUUGAGAAGGCUGAGCAAUCGUGUUUGAAUUUGGUCGGCAAAGCGAAGGGGACAGUUAUGCGCCAGUCGAUUAUUAAUCCUGACUGGGAUUUCGCUAAAAUGGGAAUCGGUGGUUUGGAUAAAGAGUUCAGCGCUAUUUUCCGUCGUGCAUUUGCUUCGAGAGUAUUUCCAACUGACAUUAUGACGCAGCUGGGAUGCAGACACGUGAAGGGUAUUCUGCUUUACGGACCACCUGGUACGGGAAAAACUCUUAUGGCUCGUCAGAUUGGUACCAUGCUGAAUGCGAGAGAGCCCAAAAUCGUCAACGGCCCGCAGAUUCUUGACAAGUAUGUGGGAGAAAGUGAAGCCAACGUCAGGAGAUUGUUUGCUGAAGCUGAAGAAGAGGAAAAGAAACUGGGUCCAAACAGCGGUCUCCAUAUAAUUAUUUUUGAUGAAAUCGACGCUAUCUGUAAGUCUCGUGGUAGUGUUGCUGGUAACACUGGUGUCCAUGACACUGUCGUGAACCAGUUGCUGUCAAAAAUUGAUGGUGUAGAGCAGCUCAAUAAUAUUCUCGUUAUUGGUAUGACUAACCGACGAGACAUGAUUGACGAAGCUCUGUUACGUCCUGGACGACUGGAGCUACAAAUGGAGAUCAGUUUGCCAGACGAAACUGGAAGAUUCCAAAUCUUAAAUAUUCACACUUCGCGGAUGCGCGAACACAACAAAAUAGCUCCGGAUGUCGACUUGAAAGAGCUUGCAGCGCGUACGAAAAAUUUCAGCGGUGCCGAGUUAGAAGGUUUGGUAAGGGCUGCUCAGAGCACAGCCAUGAACAAAUUAAUAAAAGUCUCGAGUAAGGUGGAGUUGGACCCUUCAGCGAUGGAAAAACUUAUGGUGUCAAGGUCAGACUUUCUGCAUGCACUUGAGAAUGAUGUGAAGCCAGCAUUUGGUACAGCUGCAGAAGUACUGGACCACCUACUCGCUCGUGGCAUCAUCAACUGGGGACGUCCCGUGGCUGAAAUAAUUGCCGACGGUAAUUUGGACAUCCAGAAGACAAGAGCUGCCGAAGGCUUCGGUCUUGUCUCUGUUCUGCUGGAGGGUCCUCCCAACAGCGGAAAGACUGCGUUGGCCGCACAAAUUGCCAAGAACUCAGACUUUCCCUUCGUCAAAGUUUGCACUCCCGACGAUAUGGUCGGACACACCGAGACCGCCAAGUGUCUCGCGAUCCGUAAAUUCUUCGACGAUGCUUAUCGCUCUCAGCUGAGUUGUAUCCUGGUUGAUAAUAUCGAGCGUCUCCUAGAUUACGGAUCAAUCGGUCCGAGGUAUUCCAACCUGACACUUCAGGCAUUGCUAGUCUUGUUGAAAAAACAGCCACCUCGUGGUAAAAAAUUACUAGUACUCUGUACCACCAGCGACAGACAAGUUCUCGAGGACAUGAAAUUAAUAUCAGCAUUCAACACCGUUCUCCAUGUACCAAAUUUAUCAACACCCGAUCAUUUGCUAGCAGUAUUAGAAGACCAAGACGUGUUUACAAAGUCCGAACUCUCGAGCUUGCAUGCAAAACUUCAAGGAAAACGGUAUAAAAAAAAAGUCUUCAUUGGCAUCAAGAAACUGUUGGGGCUGAUCGACAUGGCCCGACAAGUAGACCCAAGCUACCGAAUACCUAAAUUCCUAUCAAAACUCGAAGAGGAAGGUGGCCUUGAGUAAUCAUUCCUCGACAAAUAAGCCUGUAAAAUUUACUGUAAUUAUUUAUUUAUCAUGUAUCCUAUAGUCAAUUCGCUGAAUUUUUAGAGUAUUAAACUAACAGGGGUCUUUUAAUUCAGCUCAAUUGGACAGAGUUACCGCUGGUUCGCGUAUAAAUUAAUUAAUGCAGAGUAUUGAUGUAAGAAGCGCCGGCAGAUCGCGGAUUAAUUGCUUAUUCGUGAUUAAUUAAAUGGAGGAUUGUUUUGUGAUUAAAUGACAAGAUAAUAUAAAUAACCAAGUAACGUAGUGUCUCGUGACUAGAUAAAUGAAAUCAAUAUAUUAGUAUCUCUUACGCAUUUCUGUCCUCUUAAAUGCACGGAUGAUAAAUUCAUUAGAAUUCAUUCCAGGACACUUUACAAUUGUGCCCGAUUAUUUUACUACAAUAUAUCGAUCGAGUUUACCUGGUAGCAUUUAAAAAAGUUUGUGCACUUCAAAAUAUAAUAUAUAAGUACAUAAAUAUAUAUAUUAAUUAAUAAUAAAUAUACAAAUAAAUAAUUGACGUUGAAUUGACAACGGGUGCAUUCAAAAAUCUCUUGGUUUCAGUUCCAGUUAAAAUAUGUCAUUCGCGCGAAAAUUUUGAAAUUCAAAUUUAAAAAAAGAAGGAUCGCUCUUAGUUUGAUUUUAAAGAUCUAAUUCUCUACGAACAUGCCAACAUUUUUUCAGUUUUCAAAUUUAUUCAGGGAACAAAAAUAUAAAGUUUUUUUGAAUUUUAACAUUUUCGCGCCUCUGAUAUAUUUAAUUAGAACUAGAAGCAGAUAAUUUCCACAUGCGCUCUACAAUAAUUAUAAACUGUCUUUAAAUUUAAGCUGCGUUGAAUAACGAAAGUGCAAUAGUUUGAAUUUAUUUGGGAAAUUGUUAUUUUAUUAAAUAAUAACAUAACAAAUACGUACUGCCGGUUUAUCAGAGCAGUAUAAAGGUAUUAAUUUUUUUUUUGCCGGUCAAAAAAAUUAACAAAUAUUGAGCAUUUGUUCGUAACAUUUGUAGUGUAUAACUAUUUAAAUUAUUGUAAAUUCGCGCUCGUAGAUUUAUUUUAAUUAAAUUUUAUUUAAUAUAAAAUAUUGCGGUACUAAUUCCAAAUAAACUUACAUUUUUAUUCGUCUUUUUAGCUUCCUAGAGCCAAAAGGGCAGAUGACUUUUUUCUCAUUGACAAUUAUUUGGUACUUUCCAAGCACACUUGCAAUCAGUUUUUAGGCUGUUUUUUGACAUAUCAAGUAGGGUGGGUUGAAAAAAAAACUUUUCUUAGCAUGGGGGUAGAAUUUGUACCUUAUAAAAAAAAAAAUUUUUUCAAGAAAAAAAAAAAUUUUUUUACUCAACAUUUUGAGGUGGCCCACUCGUUUUUAAAAUAAAUAAUUGAUCAAACGGGGUAGUCCCAACGAAAAAAAUUACAUGGUGUUCUACAAUCUGUAGGGUGUCCCCUUGCAAGCUAAUUGAAAGUCAGGAGUUGAAAAAAUUUUUUUCCUAUUAUUUUUGUAAUUUAAGUAAAAAAUUCAAAAAUGAAAAGCAUUUUCUUUUGAAUUAAAAUGAAAGUGAAGUAAAAAAAAAUCACAUUCGACAAUUAUUAGAUGUUUUCCACGAUUUUGGACAAAAAAAAAUUUUUUUCGUUGGAACUACCCCGUUUAAUCAAUUAUUUAUUUAAAAAACGAGUGGGCCACCUCAAAAUCUUAAGUAAAAAAUUUUUUUUUUUCUUGAAAAUUUUUUUUUUUAUAAGGUACAAAUUCUACCCCCAUGCUAAGAAAAAUAAAAAAAAAGUUUUUUUUCAACCCACCCUAAUAUCAAGGUAACAAUAUGUUGACAAAACGGUCAGAAAUUCAUGUCACCAAAAAAUUGCUACUCAAAAAACUUGACACAAGUGACGACUAAAAGUAAAUUACAAUCAGUGGUAAAAUAAUUCAUCUAAAUGACUUUUAAUUGACAUAAGACAGGAAAAACACAAAUUUUCUGUCUCCGGAACCAACAUUUGCAUGUCGUAUUUCUACCAAAAAAGGCGACCGAGACAAAAAAAAAUUGUCAUCCUUUAAAAGACAUCUUAAAAUUGUCUGUUACUGGGUGGCUUUCAAAUUUUUUUUUUAAUUUCGAGCUUUAAAUUAAGUCUCCAAUACGAUUUGUAAUAAAAAAAUUAUACCCCUUUUGGCACGAAGAAGCCAAAAGGGGGAAUAAAAAUGUAAGUCUUUUUGGAAUAAGUAACGAGAUAUAAAAUAAAACAAAAUAACGGAAUUUAUGAAGCAAUAAUUAUCAUGCUUUGAUGAUAAGACGAGAUCAAGGGUUUAUUAUUACGUAUGAUCUUGAUAAUCUAAAUGGAUUAUCUAGAAUAAGGCUUACGUACUUGUGGGGUUUGAUCGAUUUAUUAUAUAAAUAUAUGUAUAAAUAUGUUUCGAAAUUACUGUACUGUACUGUUUAUUUUGUCAUUCCAGCCAAGGGGCCUAAUACUUUUUUUUACUGAUUUUUUUUAUUUACUAGUUCUCUAUAAAUAUUUAUUUUGUGUAAGGUCUCAGUUAUUUAUAUCAGCCAUUUCAUUUAGAGUAUUUUUGAUAAUUGUAGAGUUAUUAAUUGUCGGAAAUACUAUUAUAUAUUUUUAUUGUAGUUAAAUGUUUGGUGUUUAUGAGUUUAAUUAAAUAAAGAGUUGAUGUUUGUUGUUGAAUGUCAAUUGUGUGGGAUAAUUGCGUUGGAAUAAAAGUAAUUGGAAGGAAACUUAUUACGGAUCUCGAUGGAAAAUAUUAAGCUAGUAUUGUUAUUACAAAUGUUAAUUAAUUGUAUUUAGUGCUGUCUGUAAAGACGAAAUAAAAAUUUAUGCGUACAUGAAAA
Molecule: messenger RNA, 5201 nt
Organism: Microplitis mediator
Lineage: Eukaryota; Metazoa; Arthropoda; Insecta; Hymenoptera; Braconidae
Product: vesicle-fusing ATPase 1-like
Exons: 6
Coding region: 126-2363 (745 amino acids)
Biological process (GO): Golgi to plasma membrane protein transport; SNARE complex disassembly; intra-Golgi vesicle-mediated transport
Cellular component (GO): Golgi stack
Molecular function (GO): ATP hydrolysis activity; ATP binding
Source: RefSeq, a predicted model, not a curated record